AUGGAAGCAGAUGCUUUGACGAAAGCAGCCUCAACAGGGGAGCCCAUGGACGAGUUUGACAAAAUCCAGUACAUGCCAAGCAUAGAUCUACCUGAGGUACAUCAAAUUGGAGGAGAAGAAAAUUGGAUGACUCCAAUAGUCAUCUACCUCAAGGACGGAAGGCUUCCAGAGGACAAGGAUGAGGCCAGGAAGUUAAGGAUUAGAGCUUCCAAGUAUGUUCUCAUAGACGAGGUGUUGUACAAACGGGGUUUCUCUCAGCCCUACUUAAGGUACUUUGCCCCGGAUGAGUCGAACUAUGUAUUGAGAGAGAUUCAUGAAGGGGCAUGUAGGAAUCAUUCAGAAGCAAGAGCAUUGGUUCAUAAGGUCAUCCGUGCAGGAUAUUACUGGCCAACUAUUCAACAGACGCAAAGGCUUAUGUCAAGGUGUGUGACCAAUGUCAACGCUUUAGCAAUAUUCCCAAGAGACCAUUAG
Molecule: messenger RNA, 471 nt
Organism: Quercus robur (English oak)
Lineage: Eukaryota; Viridiplantae; Streptophyta; Magnoliopsida; Fagales; Fagaceae
Exons: 1
Coding region: 1-471 (156 amino acids)
Source: RefSeq, a predicted model, not a curated record